CACCGUGAGGAGGUGCUGGCGGCCUGGCCAGCAGUAGAAGGGCCUGGUCCUGGGAUGUCACCCCGGGUAUGGGCGACGCUGGCCUGAGGGUUGCGCUCUGGAGAGAGUGAAGGGAAGAAGAAAAGGGCAAGGUUUGAGAGGAAAUGGCGGGGUGAGGUAAAGACAGAAAUACAGAGAUGGAGAGAGUCAGAAAUCCUGAAAGAGACAGAGAAAGGUAGAAAGAUGCGGCCGAAGGACAGGCACAGAGCACAAGAAAGAGAAAGGAGAUAAAAAGACGAUACCGAAAAGAGAGACAGCAAGGGAGAAAGGGAGAAAGACAGCGAAAGUCAGAGCGAAGAGGCCGAGAGUGGGAGACGCUGGUUGGUAGGAGGUGUCAGGAACGAGGGAGGUGGCGAAGGCUCAAGGCAUCCACCGGAGUCCCCCCUCCACCCCACUCCUCCUCUCACUUGCCCAGCCCUCGGCGAGGAGUCGAACGCGCAAGGUCGCCCAGUCCUCUCAGCUGUCGCGCGCUGAAUGGCUGGCGGUCCGCAGCGCCCCCGCAUCGCGCCCCGCAGCCACAGGUCGGUGGCGCCCCGCGUCGGCGCCCGAGGCGGGCUGGGGGGCCCUGCACCCGCCUGCUCCCGUUCCUGCCCUACGCACCGCCCCACCACGCUCCCGGUUACUCCUCUGGCUGUCGCAGUUCUCCUCACGCCCCCCGGGGACUGGGCGCUGGGGCCACCAGAGACACCGUAGGAGCCACUUCUCCCUGCGAGUCCGGCCCUCCGAGAGCCUGGGAGCGGGAUCUAUUUACUCGGGGUAUUAAUUAGUCUCUGAGGAAUCGUUGACCCACUCGCCAAUGUAAUUGCCAGUGUCGGGAAGGUAGGCGCCGCGAGCUGCGGACCUACGGAGAAAGAACGGCUUCGUCGGCGCCCCGAACCCCAGCGCGCUCCAGAGCGUCCCCCAGUGGCCGGGCAGGACCGUGCACGGGGCCUGCGACUCGGCUCUGGAGUGGUUCCUUGGCUUCCCAGUGUCGUGGUAGACGUGCAGCUACUCGUGCGCCGGGAGCCUUCAGGUCUUGCCACCUCACCCCUCCCUCAGAAACUCGGACCGUUUGCGCCCGCCGUGUGGCUUUUUUCUUCCGAAAGGCCAGUGUUCCUCUCUCGAGUUCAAGUCCAGUCUCCUCCCCUUAAGUCAUUGCCACCAUCCUUCGGCAGCUUGGGAAGGCAAGGAGCCCCGGGCUGCGUGUCCCAGAGCCUGCGCUGGCAGUCCCAGUCUGUCCGGCACAUUCGCUUCUCCCUCCCUCUCUCACUCCCUCCCUUUCUCUCUUCCUCUCUUUUCUCCUCUGCUUCCCCCUCCCUCUCUUGCCUCUUAAGUUUCCUGCACCGUGAAUCAAACUGUGCCGAGCCUAGGCUCCCACGGAACCAAGCCUGAGCGCCACCCGGGCACUGAGACGCGGACUCCGCCGAGGCUGAACGAGGCAGCGGGACCGGUCCGCGCCUGAGCAUGGAGAUGAAGCGCCAGGGAGGGCAUGUCCGGGGCGCCGGAGACGCCAGGCCCGAGUAGCUCCUCCAUGGAGCCUGCCCAGAGCGGUCCCUGCUCGCCGAAUUCGCCCCCAGUCCUGUGCGGCUGCUGAGAGCGCUCCUUGCUCUGUAAAGUGGAUGUCAGGUGGAUCUAUGUUUUUGAAGGAACAAAGACUCAGCGAAAGCACCGCCGAGGAAGUUUGAGACGCGGGAGGAUGCAGGCUGCGUGCUGGUACGUGCUUCUCCUCCUGCAGCCCACCGUCUACUUGGUCACAUGUGCCAAUUUAACAAAUGGUGGGAAGUCAGAACUUCUAAAAUCAGGAAGCAGCAAAUCCACACUAAAGCACAUAUGGACAGAAAGCAGCAAAGACUUGUCUAUCAGCCGACUCCUGUCACAGACUUUUCGUGGCAAAGAAAAUGAUACAGAUGUAGACCUGCGAUAUGACACCCCAGAACCUUAUUCUGAGCAAGACCUUUGGGACUGGCUGAGGAACUCCACAGACCAACAAGAGCCUCGGCCCAGGGCCAAGCGAAGGCCCAUUGUUAAGACGGGCAAGUUUAAGAAAAUGUUUGGAUGGGGUGAUUUUCAUUCCAACAUCAAAACAGUGAAGCUAAAUCUGUUGAUAACUGGGAAAAUUGUAGAUCACGGCAAUGGGACAUUUAGUGUUUAUUUCAGGCAUAACUCCACUGGUCAAGGGAAUGUAUCUGUCAGCUUGGUGCCCCCUACAAAAAUAGUGGAAUUCGACUUGGCACAACAAACCGUGAUUGAUGCCAAAGAUUCCAAGUCCUUUAACUGUCGCAUUGAAUAUGAGAAGGUUGACAAGGCUACCAAGAACACACUCUGCAACUAUGAUCCUUCAAAAACCUGUUACCAGGAGCAGACCCAAAGUCAUGUAUCCUGGCUCUGCUCCAAGCCCUUCAAGGUGAUCUGUAUUUACAUUUCCUUUUAUAGUACAGAUUAUAAACUAGUACAGAAAGUGUGCCCCGACUACAACUACCACAGUGACACACCUUACUUCCCCUCCGGAUGAGGAUGGACAUGGGUGAGACUGAAGCCUGAGGAAUUAAAGGUCAUAUGACAGGGCUGUUACCUCAAAGAGGAAGGUCACAUCUGUUGCCUGGAAUGUGUCUACACUGCUGCUCUCGUCAACUGGCUGCAAAGACGCUAGUGGAAAACAAUCCGAUGUAAUUUCUGCCCAGUCAGCUUCAUCUCUCAGCAUAGUUGUAAAUCACUACAGGUUUUAAAGGCACACUUGAAGACAUACUCUCACACAUAGAUAUACACAAACACACAUUCAUAUACAUUUCAGCUUGCAUCUGUCAUGAUUGCUGUCAAGAGGGCUUUCGUUAUUUGACUCAUAAUGGUUCAGGAUAAACUAUCAUCAAGCAAAAGGAUUAACUAGACAGUGAAUGGUUUCUAACACUUGCUGUUAUGGAAAUCUCUUUUAAAGUCUUGAGUACAUGCUAAUCAAUAAUCCCCACUCAUGCAUUCCUACUGCUUGGAGUAGCUGUACUGGUAAAUACUACUGUAGGAGUAUAUGCUUGUUCAAAUGGAAAAAAAAAAUGUGUCUUUAGAGCUCAGUAUUCUUUAUUUUAUGAACACAACAAAGUGUAGUAACUUUUUUCCAGCAUACAGUAGGCACAUUCAAGGUAAUAUAAGAUGGCUCUUUUUUUUCUUUUUCUAUGGAGGGAGCCUGUUUUCAGUAAAGAUGAGCAAACAUUUGAAAUUUACAUGUGGGCAGACAUUGGAUUACAGCUUUCAUCACCAGUCUUUGGACUUUCGCAAAGUUGAGACCAACUAAGGCUGCUUAAAACAAGUUCUGAUCAUUAUAUAAGAAGGGAAAUGCCUGACAGACACCAUGUAAGUUAUAAGUGUCUGUCUUAUCUUUACUACACAUAUUGUAACAAAUUCAAUAUCCUAGUCUUCAUUUGUAUGAAUGGUUUGUAUUGUACAUAGUUUAACCAAGUGUUAUUUGAGCUGCUUAUUAAUAUUAACUUGUACUUGUCUCUCUGCUUGUUAUUGGUUAAAAAAGAAAAAAAAACAGGAUAUGAGGAAUCCAUUUUAUCAAUGUAGCUGUGACCUCCAUUAAAAAGACAAACUUAAUGUACAAAGCAUUUAUUCAGCUCAAGUAUUGUUGAAAGCUAUACAUAUACAACAUUACAGUCUGUCUGUAUUUAGAUAUUUUAUUUCUGGACAAAAUGAAAUGUACAUAAAAAUAAAAUGCUUAAAGUUGAGUUUCAA
Molecule: messenger RNA, 3741 nt
Organism: Neofelis nebulosa (Clouded leopard)
Lineage: Eukaryota; Metazoa; Chordata; Mammalia; Carnivora; Felidae
Gene: NXPH1
Product: neurexophilin 1
Exons: 3
Coding region: 1715-2530 (271 amino acids)
Molecular function (GO): signaling receptor binding
Source: RefSeq, a predicted model, not a curated record